Messenger RNA from Harmonia axyridis, 762 nucleotides. RefSeq lists its product as uncharacterized. NCBI's taxonomy places the organism in Eukaryota, Metazoa, Arthropoda, Insecta, Coleoptera, Coccinellidae. The coding region runs from base 96 to 689 and encodes 197 amino acids. The transcript has a single exon. The record is from RefSeq and is a predicted model, not a curated record.
UAUGUUCCAUUAUGACAUUUUCCUAGAGUCAAUUUUCGCAAAACAAUUUUAAAAAUUCCAGUGUUUUAUCCAGUACAAAAUCUCAACGCCCGAUCAUGUCCAAGACCUCACCUUUCCCAUCGGCAUUCCCAGUCUUCAGACCUCGUUCAGUAAAAAGCCUCAUCAUCGAAGAGGAUAUAAUAGAGAAACUUGGAGGGGGCAAGAUAUGCGACAUCCCAGCCACCAGCACCAAACCCAAGGUCAACGUCUUCCCCUAUUGGCGACCAAAGAAGAACCUCUGUCUCGACUACAGCCUAUCCCAAGAUCACAUCAUCGUCGAUACCAGGAGGGUGAAGAUCUUCGCUAGAAAAACCGCCGCAACCUACGACUGGAACCCCAAACCGGUGGUUCCCAAGGCCAAGAGGUUCAAGUUCGGGAACGGUAUGAUGCCUCCAGGUCAGUUCGUCGAUGAGAUGUACAGGGAGAAGGUGGACGAGAGGCAGAAAAAGUACCUGGCAGCGCUAACCAAGAGACUGACGGUGAAGAAGAGGAGGGAGCACAGCAUAAAGAACAAGAGGCUGUUCCAGAUGCUGCACAGGAACCUGAUCAUCGACAAUUUUGCCAUAUACAAGAGGCCGUGCUUCUCCAGAUGUAUAUGUACCGAGUGUUUCAGAUAUCCAAAAUCGUUUGUACGGCCCGAGUGGUGGUGAAUAUGUAUUUAUGAGUAUUUUGGUUGUUUCAAUGUUUGUAGUUGAGGGUGUGUCAAUACAUGUUUUUCGGGUA